AUGACCUUGCUCUACAACAACGAGGAACACCCCGUCCGAGUCCUCCUGGACCCGGGAAGCUCGAUCCCCGUCAUUUCAUUCCACAAAGCCCGGGUUUGGAAGCUCCCGAUAAUCAAGAGGCCGCGUAUCCGAACCAUCAUGGGAUUCAACUCUGCCGUCGAUACGAUAGGAGGAAGAUAUUACACUGAGGCAGUCGUCCUUCGCCAUCAAGAAGACCACUACACCCGCCUCAACUUCGAGCUCUCAACAAUGGACGAUCAAUGCGAUAUUAUCCUCCCCCAUUGGUGGCUACAACAGCACGAGCCAGCCUACUUCUUCGACAAGACACAAGAGAUCAAGUUCGCCUCAGAUUACUGCCAGAAGAACUGUACCAGUACUCUCGUCUUAGGACUUCCCCCGACCGAGGCCAUCGCAAGCAUUCAGAAUAAAGUCGACGCAGCCAUCGCAGCGGUGCCAGAAAAGUUCCGAGAAUUCCUUCCCAUCAUGAGCGAAGAAGCAGCAAUCCGAAUGCCCGAUCACCAACCCUGGGACCACAAGAUCGAUUUGAAGAAAGGGGAAACCCCACCUCACGGCCCCUCUUUGCGAUGA
Sordaria macrospora k-hell is the source of this 588-nucleotide messenger RNA. The record is from RefSeq and is a predicted model, not a curated record. NCBI's taxonomy places the organism in Eukaryota, Fungi, Ascomycota, Sordariomycetes, Sordariales, Sordariaceae.